Molecule: messenger RNA, 4148 nt
Organism: Homarus americanus (American lobster)
Lineage: Eukaryota; Metazoa; Arthropoda; Malacostraca; Decapoda; Nephropidae
Product: receptor-type tyrosine-protein phosphatase delta-like
Exons: 15
Coding region: 49-3063 (1004 amino acids)
Biological process (GO): axon guidance
Cellular component (GO): neuron projection
Molecular function (GO): transmembrane-ephrin receptor activity; protein binding
Source: RefSeq, a predicted model, not a curated record
ACUAUUCCAGCUAGUCCAUCACAGCUUGCAGCGCCACACACCACCAACAUGCUGUGCUGGUCAAGGGUUUUACUGCUGCUGUACGUCCUGCUUCUGGCUGCUGCCACCGAGGACAGUGAGGAACAGCAGAAGGAAGAGGAGGAUGAAAUUGACUAUAUGACGUUCGGGGAAGAAGGGCAGCCCCUCAACGUGACAGUGGAGGCAGUGUCAAGCACCGCCCUCAACGUGUCAUGGGACCCACCUGAUGAAGAACCUCAGUACUAUGAAGUCACUGAUGUUAGAGAUUCUUUUAACGAAUUGGCAUAUACCACCUACUGUUUAAUAGAUGAACUACAACCUUGUAAAACAUAUUUUUAUACUGUAGCGUCUCAUUACGGAAACAAACAGUAUGCUUCUCCCCCUACGUCUGGCACAACAUUAGCUUCAGUACCGCCACCACCACUGAACUGUGACUUUGACCGCAUUACCACAAACUCGAUGUAUCUUACCUGGAGUGCGCCAGACACAGCGUGUCAUAUUAGAAACUACAAUAUCAGCUGGUCAUGGUCCAGUCUGUGGGAGGACGACCACGACUCAGAUGAAACACUCGGUAUCGGAACUCAGACUUAUCUGAGAGGCCUUCCUCCGUACGCCAACGUCACAGUUAAUAUUGCAGCAGCCACUGAUGCAGGUUUUGGUCCACCUAUAACAUGCUGGAGUGUUACACAACAAGACAAGCCGGGGCCGCCUGUCAACGUGACUGCUACAACAGCUGACCUCGCAGUAUCUGUCACCUGGGAGAAGCCUGAGAAAACCAAUGGAAUAAUCACAAACUAUGUCAUCUCUGUCAGUGAACAGGACACAACUGUAGAUGGAGAAACCACAAAUGUCACCAUUCCGGAUCUACAGAAAUGUAAACUAUACAAUAUUACAGUCAUGGCGGCGACUGUGGCAGGGUGCGGGGAAGCGACUGACCCACUCCCUGUUUUUUUCAAUGAUAGCGUUUUACCCAGCGACGUGAAGUGUAACCUUAGUGGUUCCAAUGUAAUGGUGACCUGGCAACAGCUUCUCCCACAAUGCCCACCGUCCUCCUACAACAUCAGCUGGAGCGGCACAUCAUUGUGGUCUGAUGAUACAGAUACUAAUAGUAGUUCCAUGGACUGGACGAAUGAAGACCCAUUAAGCUAUGAGCUGCCGCACUCUCUGCCUUAUACAAAUUACAGCGUGUGUGUAAGUGUGGAUGGUUACACCAGCGACACUGGGUGCUGCCAACGAGUCACUCCACAGGCUAAGCCGGGGCCGCCUGUCAACGUGACUGCUACAACAGCUGACCACGCAGUAUCUGUCACCUGGGAGAAGCCUGAGAAAACCAAUGGAAUAAUCACAAACUAUAUCAUCUCUGUCAGUGAAGAGGACACAACUGUAGAUGGAGAAACCACAACUGUCAACAUUCCGGAUCUAGAGAAAUGUAAACUAUACAAUAUUACCGUCAUGGCGGCGACUGUGGCAGGGUGGGGGGAAGCAACUGAUCCACUCCCUGUUUUUUUCAAUGAUACCGAUUUACCCAGCUCCGUGAAGUGUGACCUUAGUGGUUCUAAUGUAAUGGUGACCUGGCAACAGCUUCACCCACAAUGCCCACCGUCCUCCUACAACAUCAGCUGGAGCGGCACAUCAUUGUGGUCUGAUGAUACAGAUACUAAUAGUAGUUCCAUGGACUGGAUGAAUGAAGACCCAUUACGCUAUGAGCUGCCGCACUCUCUGCCUUAUACAAAGUACAGCGUGUGUGUAAGUGUGGAUGGUUACACAAGUGACACUGGGUGCUGCCAACGAGUCACUCCACAGGCUACUCCAGGACCUCCUGAACUCUUAAACCUGCACAACGAUAAAACUUCUCUCAUUGUUAAAUGGACUGAACCUGAAGAAAAGAAUGGCAUAAUUGACGAGUACAGAAUCACUUGGACUGACUCAAAAGGUACUUCUAAUAGCACCACAAUACCCAAAGAAAGUUGCUGCUCACACACAAUCAAUAAUCUAACUCCGUGUGAGAACUACACCGUCAGCGUCUCAGCUCACACAGUAGAUUGGGGGGAGGAAUCCCCUACAAAAAAAACAUUUAUCCCAAAUUUCGUUACAGAUUCCGGCCUGAAGUGUGACGGCAGUAAUUCUCGGGAAGCUCACAUCUCCUGGUCCCUCGCCGUACAUGACUGCUUGGUGGACGAAUACUUUUUGAACUGGACAACAACUGUUCAGUGGAAUGGCCAUCACAAUUCCAACAGCGCUACUAUCAAAGGUGGUGGUGCCCCCAGAUUGGUGUUACGUGGCCUUGAACCAGAUACGGAGUUUGAUGUUUGCUUAACCGUUGAUGAAGCAGGGAGCAAUAUGGCCUGCUGCACCAGUACCACCAGACCAGACAAACCCUCUCAACCUAAAAACUUGAAGAUGGAAAACAAGACUCAGACCACAGUCACCUUAAGCUGGUCUUUACCUGACCAACUCAAUGGAAUACUGGAAGGCUGGCAAUUAACCUGGUCACCCAACACGGAGGAUGAAGGCAUUGUCCUGGCCAUUUCUAAAAGGGCAUACACAGUUACCAACCUGAAGCCCUCCACAAAUUAUACCUUUGACUUGAUGGCUGGUAAUGGCGCUGGUUAUGGUGAUGCAGCUGAAAUUAUCGUCACCACCAAACCACCAGACAACAAUAACACUGCAAUAAUAAUCGGGGCGUCUGUUGGCGGUGUGUUGCUUGUUGUGAUACUCGUGGCUUCCAGCGUCUAUGUUUACAGAAACAAGUCAAGAAAAACUUCUUCAAGUUCCAAGACGGAUACCUCUGUAGGCCAUAAUUUCAAUGGACAAGAAAGACGAUCAUUUGAAAUGUUUGAAGGACACCCAAGAGAUUACAAUUACAAUGGACGAAAACAAGCACCAGAAAUGUAUGAAGGACAUCCAAGAGUUCAGAUUCACAAUGGAAGAAAACAAGCACCAGAGAUGUAUGAAGGUCAUCCAAGAGUUCAGAUUCACAAUGGAAGAAAACAAGCACCAGAGAUGUAUGGAAGAUAUAUCGAACAAAGACGUGGACAAAUGUAAAAUGGGAGAGACAAAGAAGUCAAGAUAUUGUAAGUACUUCAAUCAUUCCCAAACGAUCCACGACAUCAUUACAGUGUUGAGGUGUGUUGCUGUCUUCAGUUACGCAGUUAAAGGUAAAAAGAUUAGAAUUUUUGCUGUAUUUUUCUUUAUAGUAAAAAAAUAUUCCAAUAUAAAUUAUGUCAUUGUGAUGUUGUUAAUAAAAUAAUAACAUUUAUCAUUGUGUAAUAAGAUUAGAGUUUUUCACUUGAACAUCACCUUCAUCAACAAUUGUUGUCAAGGCCAUGAACCAUUUGUUUAACUACGUUCAAUGUUAAUACUUAAAUCCAAAACGACUUCAGGAAGCUUUUUUAACGAUAUGUUUAUAAUAUUAUAUUUUUUUUUACUAUGAAUUAUAAUUAUUACAUUUUCGCCCCCCCACCCCAGGCCCCGAUGUGGGUCAGUGACCUGUGCUCAGGUGGGCUAAUCCUGUAAAAAAAAAAUAUAUCGUUGUUUGCGAACGAAUAUUUAUAGGGUAAUUUGAAAAAGGAUUCAUGCAUCGUUUAACUCUUGUAGACAUUGUAAAUUAUUAUAAGUUGGUAAGAUAGAAUUUUAUCACAGUGAAAGAUAAUGUAACGCAUAAACAGUCAUUGUGUUAUGUAGUUUAGAUAUAAGAGAGAAUGUGAUUAAAGCUAAGAGUGUGUGAGGUACAGGUGUGUUACCUGUGUGUGAGGUACAGAUGUGUUACCUGUGUGUGAGGUACAUGUGUGUUACCUGUGUGUGCGGUAUAGGUGUGUUACCUGUGUGUGAGGUACAGGUGUGUUACCUGUGUGUGAGGUACAAGUUACCUCCUCAUUGCGUCAUGCAUCGGUCUUAGAGUUCACUGUGUUAGUUGAUGAGGUAACUUUGUAAAUAACUAUAUCGCCCCCUGAGAACAAGUGGCUCAUGUUUUGUCCAAAUGAAAAAAGGAAAACAUUUGUUCGUUUUACUCAAUAGUUUGUGUCAUUGUCCAUACGUUUGUCUGAUUUUAGGACACGAAGGAUAAAUAUUUUCUUUCGUCCUGAUAACUGUUAUGAGAUGUAUGUACAUAAAAUAUAGCCCUGUCAUCA